Messenger RNA from Moesziomyces antarcticus, 963 nucleotides. RefSeq names its product mitochondrial carrier. The coding region runs from base 1 to 963 and encodes 320 amino acids. NCBI's taxonomy places the organism in Eukaryota, Fungi, Basidiomycota, Ustilaginomycetes, Ustilaginales, Ustilaginaceae. The record is from RefSeq and is a predicted model, not a curated record. Gene Ontology annotation, biological process: fumarate transport; succinate transport; transmembrane transport. The transcript is spliced from 2 exons.
AUGGCUGCCAAGGACAACAAGCCCAAGGUGGCGCCGUCCACCCACCUCAUCGCCGGUGGUAUUGCCGGCUUUGCGGAAGCAUGCACCUGUCAUCCGCUGGACACGAUCAAGGUGCGCAUGCAGCUGUCGCGCCGGGGCAAGAAGGCUGGCGAAAAGCCGCGAGGAUUCAUCGCUACGGGUGCGCACAUCAUCAAGCGCGAGACGCCGCUCGGACUGUACAAGGGUCUCGGAGCGGUGGUUGCGGGCAUUGUACCCAAGAUGGCGAUCCGCUUUAUGAGUUUUGAGCAGUACAAGGCUGCGCUCGCCGACAAGGACACUGGCAAGACGUCGGCACGCGGCGUAUUCCUCGCCGGUCUGGGCGCCGGUACGACGGAGGCCGUGGCGGUGGUCAACCCGAUGGAGGUGGUCAAGAUCCGACUGCAAGCACAGCAGCACUCGCUUGCCGAUCCCCUGGAAGUGCCGCGCUACCGCAACGCUGCACAUGCACUCUACACGAUCAUCCGCGAAGAGGGCUUCAUGACGCUCUACCGCGGUGUGGCGCUCACGGCGGCGCGUCAGGCUACCAACCAGGCCGCCAACUUCACCGCCUACCAGGAGCUCAAGGGUCUUGCACAGCGCGUGCACGGCACGUCGGAGCUGCCCUCGUACGAAACCGCGCUGAUCGGCCUCAUCUCGGGAGCGCUCGGCCCCUUCUCCAAUGCGCCCAUCGACACGAUCAAGACGCGAAUCCAGCGCGCGUCCAAGGUGGAGGGCGAGACGGCGGUGAGCCGUGUGGUCAAGGUGGCCAAGGACAUGUUUGCACAGGAGGGCGCCAGUGCCUUCUGGAAGGGCAUCACGCCGCGUGUGGCGCGUGUGGCUCCCGGUCAGGCGGUGGUGUUCACGAUCUACGAAAAGGUCAAGAGCUACAUCGAGGCUGCCAAGACGGGCGAGUUCAGCCUCAACGACACGCGCUCCGACGAGUAG